UCACCCGGAUGGCAUGUAGCCCCGAUCAGUCGACCCCCUGUUAGUUUUACCAAGGCCCACGCAGUAUUUCACUCUCUCCAACCCUCUCUCCAGCUCCGCUUGGUUCCAGGAAUCACUAAAGCACCAACGAUGGAUCGUUUUGCGAUGUCAGCCCUGUGUGUUGUACUCCUGGCGUUGGUCGGACAACAGUCGUCCGCUCAGACCACGGACACAAUGACACCAGCCCCCACAACUCCAGACAUACUGAGCGACAUGACGGGAGCCACACCCUGGGCACUUGCAGUUAUGAUCAUAGCCGCACAGGGGGCGCUGUUGUGCAUCAUCAUCGGCUUCUACUUUUGCUACAGACUGGACAACUCGUUCAAGAGCCGGGAGAGCGCGCACUGCCUGGGGUACAUCAUGUUGUUCGGCUGUUUCCUGAUGUACGGUCUGGCGUACGCUUACGUCAUCCAUCCGCACGAGAUCGUCUGCGGCGUCAGGCGGGCCGGCAUGGGCUUCAUCCACGCGCUGGUGUUCGCGCCCAUGCUGCUCAAGGCCAUCCGGAUCUGGCGCGUGUCCAGGCGUGACCUUGACGAGCUGACCCCCAUGAGCGGGAACCGGGCACAGCUGCUGUUCACCGUGCUGCUCCUGCUGCCCGAGAUCGUGGCUGUCGUGCAGUGGCUGUGGCUCGUGCCGCCCUCGGCAAAGAUCGUGUACCCGUCGGGGGAGCCCGCCACCACGGCGUGCGGCACCACCAACCAGGACCUCAUCAUGUCCCUCAUCUACGUCAUGUUUCUCAUGUUCCUCACACUGCUCUUCAGUUUCCUGGCCUGCCCGUCCGACCUGAACAUGAGCGAGUCGCGCUUCAUCUUUGUGGGGAUCGUGUUCUCCAUCGGCUGCCUGGUCGCCUGGAUCUGCUGCCUCAAGAUGACGGACUUUCCCGAGGACCCCGUCAUCGCCAUCGGGCUCUUGUGCAUGGCUACCAUCGUCGUCGUCAUCAUCUUCUUACCAAAGGUGUGUUUGUUGUGUCGCCUGAGUGACGAUGAAGACAUGGAGGAACUGCCGAUGAGCUACAUGCCGAACGGCUACUCCGGCGGCUCCAUGGACAGGGAACAGCGCUCCUACACACCGCACCAAUACGACUACUGAGACUACCAUCAUCACACCGAGACGGGGGGCGCUACCGACUACUAACAACCAACUUUGACCCAUUGCUCACGUCCGGAAAGUCCCCCAGAGAAUCCUUCUGAAAUACCGCACCAGUACGACUACUGAGGCGACCAUAAUUAAACCGAGACGGGGGGCGCUACCGACUAUAAACCAACUUUGACCCGUCGCUCAUUUCGGGGAAGUCCCCCAGAGAAUCCUUCUGAAAUAGCGCACCAGUACGACUACUGAGGCGACCAUAAUUAAACCGAGACGGGGGGCGCUACCGACUACAAACUACUUUUGAGCCGUUGCUCACAUCCGGAAAGUCCCCCAGAAAAUCCUUCUGAAAUAUGCGUUAAACGUACAAGAAAAUUGAAAAUUGUAGCGAGCGAUUUGAACAAAGAACGUAGCCAAUGAAAGCAAAUUUCUUAAUUAAAACCCCAAAAUUGGAAGAAACAAAAACAUUUUUUGUACCUGCGUUUCGAAAGCCAGUUGCAACAUUGGCAAAGUAUAAAAAUAUCCCUCUGGGGAUGUUUUUAUGGUCAAUUUUGUUUUCUGAUAAACGAAGGUUAGAUGCGAGUAACCAGCUAGUUUUCAAGAACUCUGUUAUGAGCCUUAGAGAGUUUCCAAUAAUGGGCACGUAAACUCAACAAGUUUUUCACAAAACUAGUGUACUUUUUUGCACGAAAGUUUCAUUGAUAAUAUAUAACAACUUUUAAAUGCCUAUGUAAUGCUUCCCUCCGAGAAGCAUCUUUUGAUCCAUGACAUAAUAACAAUUUCAGCUCGCAAUGUAGCCUCAACCAGGCCCGCGGAUCGCUGGAAAAAUAGUAGAAAUUGGCCGAAAUGAAGGGAUA
Molecule: messenger RNA, 1982 nt
Organism: Branchiostoma belcheri (Belcher's lancelet)
Lineage: Eukaryota; Metazoa; Chordata; Leptocardii; Amphioxiformes; Branchiostomatidae
Product: G-protein coupled receptor family C group 5 member B-like
Exons: 6
Biological process (GO): G protein-coupled receptor signaling pathway
Cellular component (GO): extracellular exosome; intracellular membrane-bounded organelle; signaling receptor complex
Molecular function (GO): protein kinase activator activity; G protein-coupled receptor activity
Source: RefSeq, a predicted model, not a curated record